ACAACACGGAAACAUAUCUUAUUCGAUGGAAUAAUCAAGGCAUACUUUAUUUAUAGAUCACCGCCAUUUUGAUUUUUAAUCGCACAGAAUAUAAUUUCUUUUAGCUUUUAACUUGAAUGGAUAAAACCGGAAUUUGUAAGGAAUCAAAAGAUGGUAUUGAAUGCUGCGUGAAUCAUUAUCUUAAAGGAAACUCUUGUGAAGAAUGUUCAGUCGGUUGGUUUGGCUGGAAUUGUGUGAAUUCUUGCCCUUCAGGAAGUUAUGGUUGGCUGUGCUCAAAUCGCUGUGAAUGUCCGGAUCAGCUUUGCAAUUUUGUCUCGGGUUGUCCAACCGAUAACAAGGUCACUCUGACGUUAGAUUCAAACUCCUCGACAUCUACAAGUGCAAGGAAUAACACUAAAGAUGUCUUAGAGACGUCUAGCAAAGGCUCUUCUGAGCCAGCAGUAUUUCGAUCGUCUAAGAAACCAGACUUGUCAUCGUUAUCAUCAUCAUUAUCAACAUCAUCGUCCACAUUGAAGAUAACCUAUACACCGUCCACCGUCUUAAAAUCAACUGUUACAACGAGAAAGAUAACUAACUCUGAUAACGGGACUGUAGAUAUCGCCAUAAUACUAGUCCCUAUCGGAAUCCUUAUUGUAUUGCUACUAAUCGUCAUUAUCCUAAUGAUCGCUUGGAAACUAAAUCUGGUACAGCGUCACAAUCAGGUUUUGACGUCAGAAGUGAUAACAUUGAAGAAAGUAAAUCCGUCAAGUGAAGAGACUGCAGACUAUCAAGAAAUUAACUUUGGAACGAGACGAGAAAUAUCACCUGAACAAUUUAGUGUGAAAGGGAAUCAUCAACAUUAUCAUACAAUAUCAGAGCAACAUCUUUCUCAGUCAUCUCCCUCUAAAUAUCAAGAAAUUAAUAAAAUCGAAGAAGAGAAAAUGUCAGAACAUUCUUCGACUGAAAAUGAUCAAAAUGCCUCUUCUGCGUAUCUUAUACCUACAUCUACAAAACCUGCGCAUGCGUAUAUUGAUGUUAUAGAAACCUCACAGGAGGAUAUUGAGGCGAAGUCCCAAGCGUCUUUACUCACAGAGGAAUAUGAUGACACUCUGUUCCAUACCGACAGUGAAUUCAAAUCGUCUGAAAAUAUGUAUCUUGAUGCUAUAUGAGCUGCUAUGACUU
Molecule: messenger RNA, 1161 nt
Organism: Saccostrea cuccullata (small rock oyster)
Lineage: Eukaryota; Metazoa; Mollusca; Bivalvia; Ostreida; Ostreidae
Exons: 4
Coding region: 117-1148 (343 amino acids)
Molecular function (GO): scavenger receptor activity
Source: RefSeq, a predicted model, not a curated record